UACCCCUCUCGCUUCGCUCCCCUCCCCUCCCCUCCCCUCCCCUCCCUCUCUGUCCCCGCUGCCCGGACGUGCGGUUUCCUCUCGGGCCGAGUUCUGGAGACGGAGUGACGUGUUUGGGGGAGGACGGGUUCCGCAUUCCCCCCGCUGUCGGCCCAGGCCGGACGAUGGAGGGAGCGGGUCCGCGGGAGCGGCGGCCAAGCGGGAGCCGGGAGCGGGAGCGGGAGCGGCCGGGAGUCCGUGGGCGGCGGACGGUGGUGGGGAGCGGUCUGGCAGCCUCCCCGACCCUACCCGAAACCUGUUGCCUACUGCAGAUGUUGCCUGUGGAGUCCGGACGCUCACUGGUGACUGGAACCCUUCCCACGCUGGGCACGUUAACUGGCUUUCCGAUCGACACGCUGAGCACGUUGACCGGCUUACCCAUCGACACGCUGGGCACGUUGACUGGCUUACCCAUCGACACGCCGGGCAGUAAGGGGCUGAAGCUGGGGGGCCUGUGUCAGGUCCCGGCGGUGAUCUCUCCCCUGCACUGCCUGGCUCUGCACUACAACAGGCAGCCGCACCUGCUCAAGGCGGAGGACGACCGGGAGGAGGACGAGCGGCGGCGGAGACGGCGGGAGAAGAACAAGGUGGCAGCAGCGCGGUGUCGCAACAAGAAACGGGAGCGAACCGAGUUCCUGCAGAAGGAGUCCGAGCGGCUGGAGCUGAUGAACGGGCAGCUGAAAACCCAGAUCGAGGAGCUGAAACGGGAGAGACAAGAACUGAUUCAGCUGCUGAACCUGCACCGGCCCACAUGCAUCGUCAGAACAGACAGUGUCCGCAGCCCCGACUCGCUCCUCACACAGUGACUAACCUGUAACCGGCUC
Molecule: messenger RNA, 863 nt
Organism: Mobula hypostoma (lesser devil ray)
Lineage: Eukaryota; Metazoa; Chordata; Chondrichthyes; Myliobatiformes; Myliobatidae
Gene: jdp2b
Product: Jun dimerization protein 2b
Exons: 4
Coding region: 165-845 (226 amino acids)
Biological process (GO): regulation of transcription by RNA polymerase II
Cellular component (GO): nucleus
Molecular function (GO): DNA-binding transcription factor activity, RNA polymerase II-specific; RNA polymerase II cis-regulatory region sequence-specific DNA binding
Source: RefSeq, a predicted model, not a curated record